Molecule: messenger RNA, 1386 nt
Organism: Mercenaria mercenaria
Lineage: Eukaryota; Metazoa; Mollusca; Bivalvia; Venerida; Veneridae
Product: histone deacetylase 11-like
Exons: 12
Coding region: 22-1209 (395 amino acids)
Molecular function (GO): histone deacetylase activity
Source: RefSeq, a predicted model, not a curated record
AGAAUCCCCAUCGAGAUAUCUAUGGUACGGUGCUGUAUGGUAUGGCACAGGGAUUGUACAACAAACCAUUUCACACAGCGUGAAAAUGUUACAGAUGACAAAAAAAUGGCCGAAACAGAAAGUAAACAUUAUGAUGAAACAGAGACCAAACUGUAUGUUAAAGUGCUGCCUACACAAUGGCCUAUUGUCUAUGGACACGAGUAUAAUAUUGGGUUCUUAGGGCUUGAAAGACUUCAUCCAUUUGAUGCUGGCAAGUGGGGAAAGGUGUAUGGAUUUCUAAAAGAAGCGGGUAUGAUCAGAGAUGACACAACAGUGAGACCUGUGGAAGCAACAGAAAAUGAUCUCUUGAAAGUUCACACUAAAGGAUAUAUAAACAGUUUAAGACUUACAAGUAUAGUGGAGGGGACAGUUUUGAAGGAGUGGAGUAUGACAGUGGCAGGAAUAACAGAAGUUCCACCUGUAGCAUUAUUACCUAACUUCAUAGUACAGAGAAAAGUUCUACGUCCAUUUAGAUACCAGACUGGUGGCACUAUACUGGCAGCAAAACUAGCGAUAGAUCGAGGCUGGGGUAUCAAUAUUGGUGGCGGAUUUCAUCAUUGCUCUUCAGAGAAAGGAGGAGGGUUUUGUGCUUAUGCUGAUAUAACACUUGCUGUCAGAUUUCUUUUCUCACACAAUCCACAAAUUAAGAAAGCCAUGAUAGUUGAUUUGGAUGCACAUCAGGGUAAUGGACAUGAGAGAGAUUUUAUGAAUGAUGAAAGUGUGUACAUCAUGGAUGUGUAUAACAGAGGAAUAUACCCACAUGAUGGAUUUGCUAAACGUGCAAUUAGAAAGAAAGUGGAAUUAACUCAUGGAACAGCUGAUGAUGAGUAUCUUGAUCAAGUCGAAAAAAAUUUAGAUUCAGCGUUGAAUGAAUUUAAGCCAGAUGUGAUUGUUUACAAUGCAGGCACAGAUAUAUUAGAUGGGGAUCCGCUAGGAAACCUCUGCAUAACCCCACAGGGCAUCGUUGACAGAGAUGAAAUAGUCUUCAGAAAAGCUCAUGAAAAGCUAAUUCCAAUCGUCAUGGUAACAAGUGGAGGAUACCAGCGCUGCACAGCUCAAAUUAUUGCUAAUUCCAUACUCAACCUGAGAAGAAAGGGCCUUAUAAAGUGUGAGGAGGCAGAAAACUGCCCCACACCUGCGUCAGGUUGUUUCGUGAAGUCAAAAUGUUAACCAUUGUGUUUGUUAAAGAUACAAGAAUUUCAUUUUAGGAAGUAAAGUCAAAGUAUCAAAGAAGCCAGAGUGAUGUUGGAUUAUUUGCUAAACUAAAGAGUGUGUGUCUAUCCUCUUCAGGCUCCAGUAAGACCGAGGUUCGAGCUACGCCUGGCGCUGGCGCCAGUGCAAACUUGU